Messenger RNA from Prunus armeniaca (apricot), 1467 nucleotides. Lineage: Eukaryota; Viridiplantae; Streptophyta; Magnoliopsida; Rosales; Rosaceae. The record is from the annotation of a GenBank genome assembly.
AUGGAAGCUUUCUGUGCCAUUCACCCUGCCUACUUCGCGGAUCCACUGAAAGUAGAUUUCAGCACCACCAGGACUAGAAUUACUUUCCCCCAGAAACUCUUUUUCUGUCGAGCGAAGUUUGCUGACUCAGGGAUAGAUGGCUCAUUUAGCUUAAAACUGGUAUCUCCAGCCCUUUUAGCAGCUGAAAAAGAAGAAGCUAGGGCUGUCCUAACCUUGUUCUUGAAGAAACAAGGCCUCAGCCAUACAGUUGCUGCAAGAACCAUAAACAAGUCAGACCUUUUUGUGGAGCACCUGAUCUCUAGGCUUCAUGCUGUUCAUAAAUCCCGGUAUCUAGUAGGACGAGAGCUAACAACUCUUGAGAUUAGGGAGGCUCUAAUCCCUUACCUCGAAUCCCUUCUUGAUGAGCAUGGAGUUUUUCUGGUAGAUUUGGUGGAAAGCUUUCCAAAUGCACCUGUAAAAGAAAAGCCAGUUGCACCAGUUACUAAAUCUCAAUCGUCUGUGGAUUUAAAGAAGCUAAAGGCCAUAUCUCGAGUAAGUGAAAUUGGCCCAGCUGGGAAGCUCCCACCUCACAUUCUCUACCUUUUAGAGCUUGGCAUGGAUCUUGAUCAAAUCAAGGGAAUUGCGCGCAGAUUUCCAUCUUUUGCCUAUUAUAGUUUAGAGGGGAAGAUAAAGCCAAUUGUUGAGUUUCUUCUCGAACUUGGGGUGCCAAAAUCUGAUAUUCCUACAAUCCUUAAUAAGAGGCCUCAGCUGUGCGGAAUCAGUCUAUCUGAAAAUAUCAUACCUACCAUGAAUUUCUUAGAAGAUCUGGGUGUGGACAAGAAACAAUGGGCAAAAGUGAUAUACCGGUUUCCAGCGCUUCUCACUUAUAGUAGGCCGAAGGUGAAGAUGACCAUAGAUUUUCUAUAUGAAAUGGGCCUUUCAGCCGAGCUCAUAGGUAAGGUUUUGACACGCUGCCCAAACAUUAUAAGUUACAGUGUAGAGGACAAGUUACGGCCAACAGCUGAGUACUUUCUCUCAUUGGGGGUGGAUGUUGCUGUUCUGCUCCAUCGUUCUCCCACGCUUUUUGGUCUCAGUAUUGAAGCCAACUUGAAGCCUGUAACAGAAUUUUUCUAUGAGAGGGGAUACAGUAUGGAGGAAGUUGGGAUCAUGCUUUCAAGAUAUGGAGCAUUAUAUACUUUCAGCUUGGCAGAGAAUUUGAUACCAAAAUGGAAGUUCUUUUUGACCAUGGAUUAUUCAAAAUCAGAGUUGGUUAAAUUCCCUCAAUAUUUUGGCUAUAGUUUGGAAGAAAGGAUUAAACCAAGGUAUGCACUAAUGAAGGAAUGUGGGGUGAGGCUGCUGCUGAACCAGUUAUUAUCUCUAUCAACUGGUAACUUUGAUAAGGCUCUCAACAAGAAAAUAAAGAAAUUGUCUGCUGGAAAAGAUCCAAAUAUCAGCAGUGAUGAUCUUACAUCGGAGGUUGAACAAUGA